AUGGCGACCACAGCUACAGAGACAAAGAAGACAUCUACUAAUGGAGAAGAACAACAAUCUCAGAAUCUCCGACAUCAAGAAGUCGGUCACAAGAGUCUCUUACAAAGCGACGAGCUUUACCAGUAUAUACUGGAGACAAGUGUGUAUCCAAGAGAACCAGAAUCAAUGAAAGAACUCAGAGAAGUCACUGCAAAACACCCUUGGAACAUAAUGACAACAUCAGCUGAUGAAGGACAGUUUCUGAACAUGUUAAUCAAGCUUGUUAAUGCUAAGAACACAAUGGAGAUCGGAGUUUACACUGGUUACUCUCUUCUCGCUACCGCUCUUGCUCUCCCUGAAGACGGCAAAAUUCUUGCUAUGGACGUUAACAGAGAGAACUACGAAUUGGGUUUACCGAUCAUCGAAAAAGCCGGUGUUGCUCACAAGAUCGAUUUCAGGGAAGGCCCUGCUCUUCCUGUUCUUGAUGAACUCGUUGCUGACGAGAAGAACCAUGGAACAUAUGAUUUUAUAUUCGUUGAUGCUGAUAAAGACAACUACAUCAACUACCACAAACGAUUGAUUGAUCUAGUGAAGAUUGGAGGAGUGAUCGGCUACGACAACACUCUGUGGAACGGAUCAGUCGUGGCACCACCAGAUGCACCGAUGAGAAAAUACGUUCGUUAUUACAGAGAUUUUGUGAUUGAGCUUAACAAAGCUCUUGCUGCUGACCCUCGGAUUGAGAUCUGUAUGCUUCCUGUUGGUGAUGGAAUCACUAUCUGCCGUCGGAUCAAUUGA
Molecule: messenger RNA, 774 nt
Organism: Arabis nemorensis
Lineage: Eukaryota; Viridiplantae; Streptophyta; Magnoliopsida; Brassicales; Brassicaceae
Source: the annotation of a GenBank genome assembly